This is a messenger RNA of Molossus molossus (Pallas's mastiff bat), 1068 nucleotides long. RefSeq names its product TOR signaling pathway regulator (gene TIPRL). The transcript has 7 exons. Lineage: Eukaryota; Metazoa; Chordata; Mammalia; Chiroptera; Molossidae. Gene Ontology annotation, cellular component: cytosol. The coding region runs from base 122 to 940 and encodes 272 amino acids. Gene Ontology annotation, biological process: TOR signaling. The record is from RefSeq and is a predicted model, not a curated record.
GGCGGGCGGGGCGGGGCAUGGUAACGGCUCGGAAGCCGCGGGGGCUGGGCCGCAGCGAGGCGGGGAAUCGGCGUCCGCUGCCGCCGCCGCUCCAGCCUGCUCCGCGCGCCCCGCCUCGGCCAUGAUGAUCCACGGCUUCCAGAGCAGCCACCGGGACUUCUCCUUCGGGCCCUGGAAGCUGACGGCGACCAAGACCCACAUCAUGAAGUCGGCGGACGUGGAGAAGUUAGCUGAUGAAUUGCACAUGCCGUCUCUGCCUGAAAUGAUGUUCGGAGACAACGUUUUAAGAAUCCAGCAUGGUUCCGGCUUUGGGAUCGAGUUCAAUGCCACCGAUGCCUUGAGGUGUGUGAACAACUACCAAGGCGUGCUGAAAGUGGCCUGCGCGGACGAGUGGCAGGGGAGCAGGACGGAGGGUGAACACUCCAAGGAGGUUAUUAAACCGUACGAUUGGACCUUUACAACAGACUAUAAGGGAACAUUACUUGGAGAAUCACUCAAGUUAAAGGUUGUGCCCACAGCAGACCACAUAGACACAGAGAAGCUGAAAGCCAGAGAGCAGAUCAAGUUCUUUGAAGAAGUUUGCCUGUUUGAGGAUGAGCUUCAUGAUCACGGAGUUUCCAGCCUAAGUGUGAAAAUUAGAGUAAUGCCUUCCAGCUUUUUCCUGCUGUUGCGUUUUUUCUUGAGAAUAGAUGGAGUACUUAUCAGAAUGAAUGACACGAGACUUUACCACGAGGCUGACAAGACCUAUAUGUUACGAGAAUAUACAUCGCGAGAAAGCAGAAUUGCUAAUUUAAUGCAAGUCCCGCCCUCCCUCUUCACGGAGCCCAAUGAGAUAUCGCAGCACCUACCCAUCAAGGAGGCGGUCUGUGAGAAGCUGCUGUUCCCAGAGAGGAUGGACCAGAACACCGCCAACUUGCAAGCAGAUGCGCCCGUGGAGUAGACGUGACGCACCGCGUGCUCACCGUGGAGUCUGACGGAGACCCUGGCUAUGUGACGGGGGUAUUUUUAUUAUGAAAAUUAAUUGCCUUGUCUAUAUGCAGAUUUUCUGUAGCCUUAUAGGAAAAAAAG